GAGAGAGUCUCUGCGCUGCGGAGCGCAGGGGGAUCUGCGCCGUGCGGAGCGAGAGAUCCGCGGUCUCGGGGCUUUGCAGAGGGUUCCUGAGGUCGAGCGUGGGAAGAGAGCGGCCCGCAAGGAGUGCUUCAUCGUGCUAGGCUGUUCCCUGCCUGCAACGGGUUUCUCUCCUGUUAGUGAGCGCCCAGAGGAGGGCAGUAAGGGUGACGAGCGGCUGAGCUCCCUGGGUUCGUUCAGUUCGUUCAGCUGACGGGAGGCCUGAUGGUGACUGCAGCUCCUCACAGGGAGCAGAGGGGCAGCGCCGAGCGCUGCUCUGUGUGACAGCGACAGGGCCCGAGGGAACGGCAUGGAACUGCGUCAGAAGAGGGCAGCGGGGGGUUAAGGACAGAUGCUGCACCACGGGGCGGUGGGCAUGGCCCCGAGUUUCUGAAAUUCAAGGAGCGUUCGGACAAUGCUUUCAGACACAAGUUUUGAAUUCUUGUGUGAUCCUAUAUGGAGCUGGGCAUAGGACUCAAUGAUCCUUGUGGGUGUCUUCCAACUCAAGAUAUUCUAUCAUCUUACGUGGCUGGAAGACGAUAAGGCUCUAAAAUAGAAUGGCUCGAGUUGGAAGAAAUUUUAAAGCCCACCCUGGCCUUGAGCACCUCCAGGGAUGGGGCACCAUAGCUUCUCUGCACAGCCUGCUCUAGUCUGAUGCAUCACUGUCCUCUGAAUGAAGAAUUCCUCCUAACAUCUAACCUAAAUCUCCUCUCCUUUAGUUUAAAACAUUCCCCCUUGCCCUAUCACUAGUAGACUGUGUAAAAAGUCCAUUGCUCUCCUGUUUAUAACCUGCCUUCAAGUACUGUGAGGCUACAAUGAGGUCUCCCUGGAGACUUCUCCAAGCUGAAUAAGCCCAAUUUCCUCAACCUUUCUACAUUAGAGAGCUGCUCCAACCCCUUGAUGAUCUUUGUGGUCCUCCUCUGACCUGCUCCAACAGCUCAACAUCCUUCUUGUGCUGGGGGCCUGGACUUUGACACAGUACUCCAGGCAGAGUAGAGGAGGACAAUCCCUUCCCCCUCCCUGCUUGCCACCUCUCUUUUGAUGCAGCCCAGGACACAGUUGGCCUUCUGGGCUGCAAGAACAUGCUGCUGGCUCACAUCCAUCUUUUUAUCCACCAGGGCUCUCAAGUCCACCUCUGCAGGGCUGCUCUCAGUGAAUUCUUUUCCCAGUCUGUACACAUACCUGGGAUUGCCCCAAUGCAAAUCUGGGAUUGCCACGUCUCAGUUUACUUCACAGAAGGCCAGAUUGCUCAAUUUAUUUUCUGUGACAAACUAGGAUGUGAUCGAGAAAUACAUGAUAAUGUGAUGGCUUCCUUCAGAAGUGCAUGAAGGCUGCUUAUGUUUUUGCUACUGAAUCCUGAGUUAUGGAGUGUUACAGUAUAUAAUUGCUAACUUUUAAAAAGAGGGUUCUUAGAACAAGUAAUUCUGUGCAACAUGAUCUUAUAUAGAAAACUAACUAAAAAAAAUAAAUGAGCAAACAAACAAACAAAAAAAGCCAACAAACCUACCAUAAAAAACUGAGUUAAGUUUCAGUGGUCCUAAUAGUGAAACCAGUGUAAGCCAAGAAUUUUCUGUGGUGUAUCCAUGGGCACAGGGAAAUGUCUGUCACAGAACGGUGUUACUUUAUGAAACAGUAGUGAGAAGUAAUUCUUAAAUAAGUAUGUUACUCCCACAGGGGUAAUUUGCUUCAGGAAGCCUAUGUUAUUACCUGCUAUAGUUUCUGGGAGUUGAUUUUUCUCCCUGAAGAGGGGACCUGUGAUGUCUGUGGUACAUCGGCUGACAGCAGGGUGGCUCCUGGACCAUCUGUCUUUCAUCAACCAGUGUGGCUAUGAGAUCUGUGAUUCCUUUGCAUACACUGGUGAUGUCACUGCCAGUACUUCUGUCAGUUCUACUAACGAUCAUCCUACUUCUACAUUUGCUACCACCUCUUCAAGUGAUGGUCCCAGUGAUGCUGUAGAAACAGAAGGUAAAACAGCAAGAACAAGAUAUGUAUUUCGGGAAGAGUUCUUUCACAUUUCCAAGGCCCAUAUAGCUGCAGCUCCUGAGGAACAGCUGUUGCAGGGAAGCCUUGAGUUGAGUUUCGCAGAAAUGAAGGCCAGCAGCAGAGCAGAAGAACACCAAGAAGGAACCAAGUGUGGCGUCAAGGAUUCUGUUGCUGUUGCUAAGAAGAAGCGUAAAAGAAAAUGUGUGUUCAACCAAGGUGAACUGGAUGCUUUAGAAUACCAUACCAAGAUCAGAAAAUUCAUUUGGGAAGGCACUUUGCAUUUAGUCCAAGAGGGACUCAAAAGUGGUUUUCUUCAUCGUGCUGCUGCAGCACCCAGUUGUGGGAAGAAUGUUGUUCCUGGACACGUUGACUGUGGGUUGGCUGAAUUAUGUGAAAUGGCAAAGCAAUUUCCAGCUGUAAAUGAUGGUGAUCAUCAAGCUGUGAAUGUGCUAGAUGAUGAAACCACCACUCCAGAGCACGACCUGCUUUCAUGUGUUACAGAGAACAACUCAAACUGUGCAAAGAUAGUUGUAUUAAUGGGACAGAAGUACUUGGUGCCACCGAAGAGCAGUUUCCUUUUAUCUGAUAUUUCAUGUUUACAACCCCUGCUGAACUACAAGAAAAAGUAUGAUGUAAUUGUGGUCGAUCCGCCAUGGGAGAACAAAUCUGUUAAAAGGAGUAACAGAUACAGCUACUUGUCUUCGUGGCAAAUCAAGCAGAUUCCUGUAUCAGCACUAGCUGCUCCAGAUUGUCUUGUUGUCACAUGGGUGACUAACAGACAGAAGCACUUACGUUUUGUUAAGGAUGAACUUUAUCCACAUUGGUCUGUGAAAACACUUGCUGAGUGGCACUGGGUAAAAAUUACUAGAUACGGAGAAUUUGUAUUGCCUUUGGAUUCUUUCCACAAAAAGCCCUAUGAAGUUCUUAUACUGGGGAGAGUUCAAGGAAACAUAAAGGAAGCCCUAAGCAGGAAAUCUGAAGAUGUUCUUCCAGUUCCAGAACAUAAGUUAAUUGUCAGCAUACCCUGCAGUCUACAUUCACAUAAGCCCCCCCUCACUGCGGUUCUGGCAGAGUUUAUCAAGCCAGAUGUGGAGUGCUUGGAGCUGUUUGCUCGCAACCUGCAGCCUGGCUGGACCAGCUGGGGAAAUGAGGUUCUGAAGUUUCAGCACAUUGAUUAUUUCACUCUUCUGCGGAAUGAAAACUAACUUUGUUCUUGUGGCUUAAUUCUGAAAUUCAUCCUUCUUAGCAAGCUCUGGAGCUUGCUUUUCUUCUGGUUGGUGCACUCAGAAAUGAAACCAACUGCACUUCAGUUGCAAUUCUUGCAGUGACAAUAUCUGUUUGAUAGCAUCUGUAUCUAUACAAGCUGCUCCUCUUCUUUGAAGAUCUUGGAAUAGUUAAAGACUUGUGUUAGCGGGCAAGUACAUCCCUAUUUCUUUUUUUUUUCCUUUUUUUUUUAUAAGAAAAAACUUCAGGAAAAGAAAGAUAUUCUCAUUAAGGCUAUCAUAAAUGUAAGCAUCAUAAGUACUCCAUAACACUUGUAAUGAGUUAUUUUUACAGUGAUCAUGUAUUAUUUUUAAGGACAGGCAAGCAAACUAAUAGGUUCACAUUACAAAUAUUUCCUGAAAGACGAUUGGUCUUUGCAAAACAGUGGAUUUGAAACUGAAAUAAUUAUGAAGACAGUGUUUUCUCCUGCAUAUUUGCAUCUGCCUGUCUACCUUGUAAGUCUGUGAGUUGUAAAUGGGCACAUUCUUCUAAAACAUUCAACAAUUACAUCUUUCUGUGGAUAGUGUUAAUUCUCUGAAUACGCUGUAAAUGAUAAAGUCUCAACCAUCUCACAAUUUCUAGAUACUAAGCUGUUAGAUUUAACUAAACUAACUGAAAUGACUUAACUGAAAUUUUAACAAAAUUUAAGUAUGUUAUAAAUUUUCUUUUCUUACAUUCUUGAAAGAGUAAAAAGUGCAUUACAUUUUUCAGCUUAACUAAAGAUCAUAUUUCCUUAGUAAUAGUAUAUUUUUGUGUCCUUUGCUGCACAUCAACUUGCUUUGAAAAGGAAAAAUUAAAAAAUAGAGCUUCAUUAAGUCUCUUUCCUCAUUUGUGGCUGUACAGGCAGAGCAGCUGGACGAUCUGCUUUUCCUGACAGCAAACUCCUUUGUUCUGUUUAUAAUGGGGAGCAAAAUGCACUACACCCUUCUUUUCGUAUUUUUACGUUCAUUACACUUUUUGUAAUCUUUGCUGUUACGGUUUUAAAUUUAAACUUCAAAUGUCAAUUGAUUUGUUUUUUUUAAUUUU
Messenger RNA from Tympanuchus pallidicinctus (lesser prairie-chicken), 4308 nucleotides. It is a transcript of the gene METTL4, whose product is annotated as methyltransferase 4, N6-adenosine. The record is from RefSeq and is a predicted model, not a curated record. Gene Ontology annotation, cellular component: RNA N6-methyladenosine methyltransferase complex; cytosol; nucleus. The coding region runs from base 1794 to 3224 and encodes 476 amino acids. Lineage: Eukaryota; Metazoa; Chordata; Aves; Galliformes; Phasianidae. The transcript is spliced from 8 exons. Gene Ontology annotation, molecular function: RNA methyltransferase activity; site-specific DNA-methyltransferase (adenine-specific) activity; nucleic acid binding.